AUGAAUCAAAAAGGGAGGAGAAGCAUUACUCAAUGUCCAAGACUAGAAGAUGUUCCGGAGUUGUUGCAACAUAUACAAUCGUGGUUGCCCGUAGAAGAAGCCACCCGCACCAGUGUCUUGUCCAAAUCAUGGCUACGAGCUUGGUCUACAAUCCCUACCCUCAGGUUCUGUGUCCUCAAAGAACAAGAAAAUAGAAAGCACAUGAAGUUGCUCGACAUGGAGCGCACUCUGAUAAGGUAUCACCGUGAAAACAUACAAAUCGAAAAGUUUGAACUUUUGAUUGACAUUGAGAACCAGGAGUCCGCUUCUGUUACUGAAAAAUGGAUCCAAAGCGUAGCAACCAAAAGUUGUCUUAAAGAGAUUUCCCUCGACAUCCGUCUUUUUGGUGCCUCGUUACGUUUGCCAGAUGAGAUACUCUCAGGACAAAACCUAACUAAGAUAAGAAUUUCAUCUUCGAGUGUAAAAUCCAAAGUUUUUGGUUUGAGGGUGAUCCGAGUUCCACCUAAGAUGGAGAACCAUUUUGUUUCGAUGAAGACUACAAAUCAUCCCAAAUGUUUGUCCCUACGAGAACUUCAUUUGUCGAGUGUGAUCAUAAGUGAAGUGGUGCUCCAUGACAUAUUGUCAUCUUGUCGCUUGCUAGAGAAUAUAGAGCUUUUACAUUGUUCUCAGGGCCUUAAAGCCAUCAAGGUUGAAAACCUUCCAUGGCUUUACAAAUUACAUAUAGCUACAUUUGAUGGCAACUCUACUGCUUUGGAAGUCAACCAUGUCCCAAAUCUCCGAUUCUUUUCCUGCAGCGUGGAUUUGCUUCCAUGGUCUAAACGACCAUUGAAGAAUGUCCAUUUGAUAUCAUUAGGAAGCAACGUGACAGAGUUAACUUUAUGCGGCAUUUUGUUCAGGAACAAAGCAUCUCUGGACAAGAUAAUCAAUUCAGGACUACAUUUUCUCGAGAGUUUAACCCUGGAUUUAACAUGUUGGACGUCGAGAAGCUUUCGUUUCACAUGUGCUUCAAUGAAGAGAUUUUCCUUGUUGGUCUCCCCACUUGUCGAUGUGGUACAUGUUAUUGCUCCAAAAUUACACUGUUUCUCCUUAACAUGUAGGAUAAUGCCUAGGCUCUUCUUUCCAGACUCUACACUCAAGCAAAUCAGGUUUUGGUUGAGACUUGCGAUUACAGAUCUCGAUGCUUCUUUUUUCCUUAAGAUGAGGAAAGCGCUCAAGUUAGCAAGCGAGUGCGAAGUUUAUAUUAAAAUGUCUUUAAAAAAUCAUGAAGUGCAACCAUUUGAGAUUGACAUUGAUGAUCUAAGGAGUAGGCUCCCUUUUCUUCCUGCUAUAAAUGUGAAAAAAAUGUUUUUUAUAGCCACUGAGGAUGAAUGCCAGUGGGAGCGAUCCCCAUUUUUUGAUGCAUUCUUUGAGAUUUGUCAUCCAAAGGAUGUAUAUGCAUUGCCAGACUCGCAGCAGCUCAAACACAAUAAUCACUUUUGCAGAUUGAUGCUAAAGGAGGUAUUGGAUAAAAGCGAGAUUAAGGAAACCAUAAAGGCAUAUUGGCCUUCUUACCUGAAACAUGUUCAAAUGAAACGUGUAGAUCAUGAAAAAAGGGAGACACUAACAGAUUCCCACAAAAGCUUUCUAGAUGGACCAGGUCCUCUCCCUGUCAAAUUCAUACUAUACUGGCAUUAA
Molecule: messenger RNA, 1674 nt
Organism: Lactuca saligna
Lineage: Eukaryota; Viridiplantae; Streptophyta; Magnoliopsida; Asterales; Asteraceae
Source: the annotation of a GenBank genome assembly